AUGAGUAAUGAAGGACUCGCAAUAACACCAGCAUCAUCAACAAAUAAACGUUCAUUAACUGAACAUUUUGUUGAUUAUGUUAAAAAAAGUAAACGUCUUGUUCCAUCUGGAAUUUUAUCACCAAACAAAAAACCUAAAGAAUCGAUUUCUUCAUCGAAACGAGGUUCAUUAUGUAUUGCAUAUGAAAUAACUAAAAAUUCAAUUUUAACACUACACGUGAUACGAGCCAGACAAUUGUCAUUUAUACAUCCGGAUAAUCAUUCAUUAAAUACAUUUGUUAAAGUCAAAUUUUUUGACUAUGAACAAUCUUCAACAAUAAUCUAUAAUACAAAUUCACCUGUUUACGAUGAAAAAUUUUUAAUACCUAUGAAUACAAAUAAUUUAUCAACACUAUCAAAACGCUUAACAAUCUCUGUUUACAAUCAAUCGGUAACAGAUAAUAAAAGUGACUUAAUCGGAUGUAUGUCAUUUAAUAUGAAAACUCUUCUCAAAACAACCAGCUGUACAAAAACUUCAUCAAAAUAUAAAUGGUAUUGUCUAUUGCCGGAAUCAAUUGGACGACAUAAACGAAUGACACUAAAUGUCGAAGUUUCAUCCUCACAUAGUCGAAAAACAACAGCAACACGACGACCACAUUCUUCCAAAGGAAAUCAUCAUACCAAUGGACUUUUAUUAAAUGUGGAUGUAUUUGAUCAUGAUGAUAUUCAUUUUGCUUCCGGAUAUCCUUGUACAGUUAGUGAAGUUAAAUCUGGUAUUGGUUCAAGUUGUACUCGACCAAUGCCUGGUGAUAUUCUUCUUCAAGUGAAUGAUACAAAUGUAUCACGAACACAAGCUAAAGCUGUUCAUAAAUUAAUAAAAAAUUUACCAUUACCCAUAACUCUUCAAUUAUAUCGUCGUUCUAUACCAUCGAUAUCAUCAGUAAAAAUUGAUAAAAUUGUUUUAAAUUCAGUUGAUCAACAUCAACCAUUAAAUAAUAAUAUAUUCUCAAAAAAAUCCGAUCAUAAUUAUUCAUUUAGUGAAACAUAUGCUGAUCAAGCAUUUUGUUCAUCCGAUAAACCAUAUAAUAAUUAUGAUGAAAUAACUAAUUGUCUUUUACCUGAAACAAUUAUUCUUAAUAAUCAUAAACAAGAUCAAUCUUUACUUAUGUCACCAAUUCAUCGAAAAAUAUCUGAAACACAAAGUGAUGAAAGUGAAUCAGGUGUUGGUUCGGAAAGUAAUGCUUAUUCUGAUGGUGAACAUCGUCUGGAAAUUAUCUCUGAAACAUAUGAACGUGAAGCAUUACAUUUAAUUGAAAUUGAAAAAGAAUUUAUUUGUCAACUUGAACUUGGUGUACAAUUAUAUUCACGUCCAUUAAAACAUUAUUUAAUAUCAUCAAAUGAACAUGCAAAAUUAUUUCAAAAUAUUGAAAAAAUCUUAGCUAUAUCACGUUAUCAAUUAAAUCGUUUACAAUCAUUAUCUGAACGAAUAAUUAUUAGUCAUAUUGGUCGAAUAUUUCAUGAAAAAGUUCAAUUGAUAUGUGAAGCAUUUACACGUUAUAUAUCUGGUUAUUCAGAUGCUUGUUUACAAUUAAAACAAUUAAAUAAAUGUGCAAGUUUUCAACGAUUUAUCAAUCAAGGAAAUAAUUCAAAUCUUUCAAUUGAACAGUUUUUACAAAUACCAUUAAAUCAUAUGGAUAAUCUUGCAAAUCAAUUAGAUACAUUAUGUUGUACAUGUGAAAAUGCCAAUGAUGCAAAUUAUCUUUUACAUGUUUUGAAAGAAUUACGUCAGUGUUCAUUAUAUCAUGAAUCAUCAACAUCAAUAAGUCAACAUCAUUGUACAACAACAAUGACAUUGAACAGUGCUAGUAGAAUAACAUCAUCAUUAAAUAAUUAUUCUGAAGAUCAAGAAAUUCUUGAUUUACAAAAUCAUCUUCAAUUUGCAAAAAAUAUUCAAAAUGUAACAUUAAUUGGUAGAAAUCGACAUGUUAUCUUUUCGGAUGUACUUCUAUUACAAGAUGAAAAUAGAAGUUAUAUUGAGACAUGGGCGAUUCUUUUAAAUGACAUGCUUUUAUUUACACAACGAAAUGCGAUUGAUAAACGUUUGACACUUGUUCGUGAUGCAAUUUUAUUAAAUGAUAUUGUUGAUUUUCGAUCUAGUAAUGAACGUGAAGAUGCAUUGAUAUUCCUAUCGAAUAAACCGAAUAUUCCAUAUAAAAUCCGUUAUCCAAGUAAAUGUUUACAAUGUACAUGGCAAACAAUACUUGAACAACGUCUUAAAACUUGGCAACGAUCAAUACAUGAUGAAUCUUCAUCGGCCGAUUCCGAUCUUGAAUGA
Adineta steineri is the source of this 2313-nucleotide messenger RNA. Lineage: Eukaryota; Metazoa; Rotifera; Eurotatoria; Adinetida; Adinetidae. The record is from the annotation of a GenBank genome assembly.